CAGCAGCAUCUACCGGUUUGGGGGGGUUUCUUAGUGAUGCAGUUCAGAAGACUGUUACAGAAUUAUUGGUUAUCUCUUUGAUGCAGGACUGACUCAGCAUUUGGAUUAGUUAUUGUGAUACCAAGAAAAUGAAGCGCUCAGGACAUGAAACAGGGUGUGCGCUGCACCUAACCGAACACUGAGCCACUCCCCAACCCUGCCCUUCGCAUGACAACUAAUGUUAAGCUCAUCUUCUGUCAAACUGUCAUUAAGACGGAUAACGCUUCCAUUCUGACGCAUAAUCCCGCCACUGAGAACCACUGACAGCAGCUUCAAAGCCAUCACAGAGCUUCUUGCAAAUUCACUUUUUUUCUUCUUCUUCUCAGAGCUCCUCAGACGAUGUAAAGAAGGUGAUGCGGAGGGAGAAGAACCGACUCGCCGCUCAGAAGAGCAGGAUGAGACAAACCCAGAAAGCUGACAGCCUUCACUUGGAGAGCGAGAACCUGGAGAAGGAGAACGCCGCCCUGAGGAAGGAGGUGAAGCAGCUGACCGAGGAGGCCAAGUACCUGUCCUCCGUCCUGAGCAGCCACGAGCCCCUGUGCACCGGCCUGGCUCCUCAGACCCCCGACCUCCUGUACACUCCUCACCACAGCAGCUACCAUCACCAGCACAUCGCUGUCCCACACUACCAGCACUGACCCGGCUGACUGCUGAAGACGUGCUGCGAAAAAGAAAAAGAAAAAAAGAAAACAACAAAAAAAAACAAAACAGACGACUGACCUCAAAGGAGAGAGAGACUGACCGGAGACGUGUCGUGUUGACGAUUGUUUAAAAACCCGACCCAGGAGCGACGCGACAGGCCGCCACGUCUGCCAAAAACAAUGAGAGCCCGACUGUAACAUGUAUUCGGUAUUCGAAAACUAUUUAUUUUGCUUUCUGCUCAUCUGUUUGCUUUUUUUUUUUAUUCCUGAUUGAUAUCACGCGUGAACUUCGACGGCUUCGAUGAGUAGAACUGUCCACCAGUCCGUGUUUACAUCAGGAGACAGCCGAGUGUGCGUUCAGGUGACUCAGGCGAUAUUUUUGUAAAUGGCUUAUUUCUAGUGUCAUGGAGAGCACCUCUGUCAUCCUGUCAUGUUUUUAUUUUUAUUGUGUGUGUGUUUCUCGUGUUUUUAAUGUGUUUCAGUAUGUAAAUGUCGAUCGAUAAUGCUCAGGAGCUUUUGACAGAUUUGAUUGUGGACAAAGAGAAUGUAAAGUCAAGAUUUUAAAAAAAACAACAACAAAGAAAAACGAGGCUUUUAUGUACCAAAUAAGAAACGGCUGGCAGUGAAGAAGAAAAGAACGGGUAUUCAAAAAGGUCUUGACUUGUGUACUGGCGAUGAAGCCGAUGUGUGAGAAGAACCAGCAGAUAUUAUAUUUAUUAAAUGUGAUGCCUUUUGGAUGAUCA
This is a messenger RNA of Stegastes partitus (bicolor damselfish), 1423 nucleotides long. RefSeq names its product basic leucine zipper transcription factor, ATF-like (gene batf). Bases 393 to 677 code for a protein of 94 amino acids. Gene Ontology annotation, molecular function: DNA-binding transcription factor activity, RNA polymerase II-specific; RNA polymerase II cis-regulatory region sequence-specific DNA binding. The transcript has 3 exons. Gene Ontology annotation, biological process: regulation of transcription by RNA polymerase II. Gene Ontology annotation, cellular component: nucleus. NCBI's taxonomy places the organism in Eukaryota, Metazoa, Chordata, Actinopteri, Pomacentridae. The record is from RefSeq and is a predicted model, not a curated record.